Pelagomonas calceolata is the source of this 1192-nucleotide messenger RNA. The record is from the annotation of a GenBank genome assembly. NCBI's taxonomy places the organism in Eukaryota, Pelagophyceae, Pelagomonadales, Pelagomonadaceae.
ACGAGCGGUCGAGCAACCCCUUCUCCCGCGCGCCGAGAACCCAGAUGUAUAUAUAUUCAGUACAAGUAGAGAUCGCUAGUCCGGAAACGGCUAGAUUUGUGUUAUGUGCCUUUCCGCCUUGGGACGAGCCCGCAUAUUGCCGCAACAAGACAGCCGUGCCGCGAAAAACACACUUCUCGCACCGAGCACCAUGGACCGGCUGCCCGCCGCACCGAACGCGCGCAACAGCCGCUCCCACAGCCGCUCCCACAGCCGCUCGCGCAGCCGCUCGCGCAGCCGUUCGCGCAGCCGCAGCCCGCUGUCACAAGCCUCCCGAUGCAAGCGCACGUCGGGAAAAGCCUGGUCUCGCCAGCCGACCCAAGUCGAGCAGCUCACGGGCGAGUUAGGCCUGACGCGCCUGACGGCGCGGGGCGUCACCCCGGUGACGCUAAAGGAGAUGUUGGCAGAAGUGGGACCCAAGACGCAAGACGCUUUCUUUGACCUCCUAUAUAAGUGCAAUAUUAGAGAUCUCGACUUCGAGUUUGAGCAAACGCUCGAUCUCGAAGUGUUGGCCGCCGAGACGGGCCCGGAGACGAUGCCCGCCCCUCAUCUGCUGAAUAUCGUGUUAGCGGUUCUUGCUUCGCGCGACGGCCAGCAGGCCGCUAGUGAUGGGAAGAAGGACUUGAGCCUGAGCCCCUCAUCUCUCGGACCGCCCGGCGGCGGCGAGGGCGGCCACGGGUAUGCCGACGACGAACAAGAAAAGUACCUGCGAGACUUGGAAGCUGACACCGAGGCUCAUGUACGAAAGGCUCAGCAACGCAUAAGGGAGCUGGAUCGGUUGCGCGUCGAGACGGCCGCGGAAUUUGCACGAAACAAGCACAAGAUCAAGACCGUGAUGCGCGAUUUUGAUCGCAUGGCGCAGGCCCAGGGCUACGCGGGCGCAUUCGACGAUGGCUCGCGGGGGCCGCACCACAAGAACGCUCCGGCGCCGCGCCGCUACGUCGACCGGGCGUCGGGACUGCCGUACUGGCACGACGCGGCGACAGGUAGGUCGUACUGGGACGAAGCGAUGACGACGGAGACCUUGGUUAGCCGCGGGCGCCGGCGCCAACCUGCCGCCGCGGCGCCGGCGCCCGCGGCCGCGAAGGUGGCCACAAAGGUUAGACCCUUCAUCACCCCGAUCAACCCCGACAAAUACGACGUCCGGCUCUAG